Messenger RNA from Striga asiatica, 1881 nucleotides. NCBI's taxonomy places the organism in Eukaryota, Viridiplantae, Streptophyta, Magnoliopsida, Lamiales, Orobanchaceae. The record is from the annotation of a GenBank genome assembly.
AUGAAGGAGCAAACUCCAGCAGCCAGCGUGGAUGAAAUUUUCACAAAAUCCAGUGUUGCUGUCACUCUCAAGGUACAUUUUUUUGUUUUUGUUUUUUGUUUAAUUUUCUUUUAUGAAUUCGGAUCUCACGAAAUCCUCUCCCAGUUCGAGGACGUCGCGUACGAGCUCAAACAAAGAAGAAUCCUGAAAGGCAUAUCCGGCGCGGUGAUUCCCGGCGAGAUCCUAGCCAUGCUUGGCCCUUCCGGCAGCGGCAAAACCACCCUCCUCACCGCCCUCGCCGGCCGCCUCUCCGGCAGCCGUCUCUCCGGCACCAUCACCUACAACGGCCGGCCCUUCUCCUCCGCCACCAAGCGUGCCACGGGCUUCGUCACCCAAGACGACGUCCUCCACCCUCACUUAACCGUGGGCGAAACUCUCGUCUACACGGCCCUAUUACGCCUCCCGAGCAGCCUAACCUCGGCCGAGAAGGCGCGCCACGCGGCCUCCGUGGGAGCCCGUCUCGGGCUCACGAGGUGCUGGGACAGCAUCGUCGGGGGCCCGCUCACGAGGGGCGUCUCGGGAGGGGAGAGGAAGCGCGUGAGCAUCGGGCAGGAGAUGCUCGUGAACCCGGGCCUUCUUCUGCUCGACGAGCCCACUUCGGGCCUCGACUCGACGAACGCGUCGAGGCUCGUCUCGACGACCCUGCGCGGGCUGGCCGACGGGGGGAGGACUGUCGUGAUGACGAUCCACCAGCCGUCGAGUAGGAUCUUCUACGAGUUUGAUAAGGUCCUUCUGUUGUGCGAUGGGAGUCCUUUGUUUUUUGGGAAGGGCUCGGACGCGCUCGGUUAUUUCUCGGGAGUCGGGUUUGCUCCGAACGUCGCCAUGAAUCCGGCCGACUUCUUGUUGGAUCUUGCGAAUGGUGUUUCGACGUCGAAUGUGGAUUCGGACGAGGGUCGAGCUGAGAUUCAGAAGACGUUGGUGGCGGCUUACAUGACAAAUCUCUCGGAUAGCGAAAUAAAUGUUGCGGAUGACGACGGAAGUAGUUUGCGUUUCUCACGAAAGGAGCCAAUAAGUACGCGGUGGCCAAACAGUUGGUGGUUACAAUUCUCGGUUUUGUUUACGAGAGGGAUCAAAGAAAGGAGGCACGACGCGUUUUCCAUCCUCAAGGUCGUCGAGGUUCUUGUCGUGGCUAUCAUGAGCGGUCUAAUCUGGUGGCAAUCCAACACCAGUCACUUACAAGACCAGGUCGGGCUUUUCUUCUUCUACUCGUCGUUUUGGGGCUUCUACCCUCUAUUUCAAGCUAUCUUCACUUUCCCUCAAGAAUGCACGAUACUCUCCAAGGAAAGGUCUUCCGGCAUGUACCGAUUGUCGUCCUACUUCAUGGCUCGAACUCUUGGUGACUUGCCAAUGGAGUUAGUCCUUCCCGCGGUAGCCUACACCAUAACCUAUUGGAUGGCGGGUCUCAAGGCCAAAAUAGGAUCCUUUUUGUUGGGCCUACUCGUUCUCUUAUACAGCGUGAUGUGUACUCAAGGGCUCGGUCUUGCACUUGGUGCAGUCGUCAUGGACUCGAAAUCGGCCAUUACGCUUGGGUCGGUUAUCAUGCUCACCUCUCUGUUGUCUAGCGGCUACUAUGCUCAGCACGUGCCUAGAUUUGUGGGCUGGAUCAAAUACAUCUCAAUUCCUCAGUACACGUACAAGUUACUUUUGGCUUCCCAAUACGCGCCUGGCGAGACAUAUCCUUGUGCUGCUAACAAGACUUGUCGAGUUGAGGAUUUCCCGGCGAUAGCAACUGUUGGGCUCGAUGGUUUGGUCGUGUCUGUCAUCACUAUGGCUGUGUUGCUUGUGGGGUAUCGGCUCAUAGCUUAUAUUUCCCUCAUGAGGAUUGGUGUCACUAGGAAUUAG